UUGUAGUCGAACCGUGGUGUGGAGAAGGCCUCGCUGCUGGUCUCUCUGUAGUGAGUGCGCGCUGUGACUGUGUCUUGUGUGUGAGAGUGAGGAUAGUGUUAUCAUGAGGAAGAGCAAGAAGCAGCCUCCUUGAUCAGCAUGAAGCCGAUCACUCUGGAGAACCUCCGCCGACUGAUGGGCGGGGGGCGCAAGAAGAAAGAUCGCAACGAGUCCUCGUUCAAACGCAGCGAAUCCUUCAAGAGGAUCUCCAUCAGAAAGAACUACUUGGAGCGCGGUGGAAGAGGCCGGAAUCCCCUCAAGGCAGCCCCUCCCCCUCCCGUCAAGGAGGCGGUGGUUGAAGUUGAGGUGGAAUCCGAACCGCCGCAAGUCAUCGGCUACGGUCAGUGGAUUGAGUGUUUACAUGCUGAGGAUUACGGCAAGAUUGCUACCACUGCUUCAUCAUCCUCGAAAUCUACUUCUACAUCUCCACCGCCUCCCCCCGUACCACCCCCUCGUCGACGACAUGAGUCGAACUCCCUGGAGAUACUCCGAUUGGAGAAGUCUCCCGAAGUGCGGCGGAGGUUUCGGUCGUCGAAGGACGAGCGGUCGGACUCUGCGUUGAGUGUGUCGCUGGGGCGCAUCUGGAUGGACGCCCCCCUCGCCAUGGCCAACGCGCCGCGGAGCCUCGAACUGCCACGGCCUUCGUCGUCGUCGGUGGAGGCUGACCCCGGGGGAGCCCCGCGUCGCGCCCACCAUUCGCUCGAUAGUGCGUUGAAGGAGAAACGCGACGACCCCAAGCCGCUGUCGGCGCGGUCGCGUGCUCCGGCCGCCGUCUGCCGCACACUGUCGUCGACCACGCAGACCGACUCCACCGGCAAGACGCUGUCCUCGCGGGGCUCCAUUGAACCCCUUAGCUCCAGCAAAGACUCGGGCUUCUCGUUCUCAGUGUCACCGCCCCCGACCGGCGGCAAAUCCGGUGGAUUUUUCCGCAAGAAAAAGAAAAACGUGAACAAACCGAAGUUGAGUGUGUCUAGGGAGGGUUACUUCAAACGGACUAGUGUGAGUGUGGCCGCAAGUAGUAGUGAGAGUGUGAAGGGGGGAACGGCCCGUAGUGAUUUGUACCAGGUGGUAGUUGGGCGACCCCCCCGUUCCCUGCGCUCCCUCAAACUGGACCCCCUCAUCUUUGUGCCCCCCGAGAAACGCAGUGUGCGACGCUCGGCGUCUCGACGUUACGAAGUGCAUGAAAUACGCGACUACUGUACGCCGCGUGAUCUCCGUCUCACAGUCGAUGAUGACGAGGAUGAAGGCUUGUAUGAGUGCAUAUCAGGGCCCGACAACUGCUUCACCGAUGAGGAGGAGGUGUUGGGUGGGGGUGAGGUGGAGGAUGACGAGGAACCUCUGGAGGAGGUCGUUGAGGAGGAGGAUGAGGAGGAGGAGGAGUACCGGGUGAGGAAGCCGGUGCGUCGACGCAAGUCGAGGAAGACUGUCAAGUAUGUGGCCAAAAUACAUCGGGCGCCAUCGACGCUCAAGAGGAAUCACCGCAAAAAAUGUGACAUCACACAGAAAGGAUAUGAGAAGAAGCGAGCACGUCUGCUGGCUCCCUACGCCCCCAAGCAACCCCAAGGAGGCAGCGGAGGCGGUGGCUCAGCUGGGGGGCGGCACCACCAUCAGCUGCCCCCGGGAAGCGGCGGUCAUAGCGGGGGCGGCAGCAGUAGUCCGGCCACAAGGGCUAGGCGGCGCGGAAAUCGCCGCCUCACUAGAACUGAGACCCGCUAUCAUUCCGAGGUGAGACAGGAGGCCGUUCAACAGGCGCUGGCAGCCAUGCAGAAUCGCCCGAAGCCCUCCCUGCCAAUGCCUUCCAAGCGCACCUCAGUCAUGGCUCGCAGUCCUGAUCGCGAACGCCACGAUUCUGCCUCUAGUUCGGAUGACGACAGCAUCGGUGGGAGUGGUGGAGGUGGUCAGAGCGGGGGUGGUGGAGGGGGCAACGACCAGCAGAGCAGUACGCCGGAGAGAGAGCGAGUGAGGGAGAGGGUGGCAGCCCCCCUGCCACCCCAGUCGGACACCAGUAGUACGGGGUCGGCCCGAGAAACACCCCCACAAAUACACCGACAUACCAGAUACGAUGCGCACAGGGUACCGAACGGUGGUCCCGGUGGUACAGUGUGGGAGGAGAGAGUAAGCGAUAAUCGGGAAGAGAGAAACAAACGCAACAAACAAGAGAUCACAGACUUGGCCGAUGUCAUGCACAAUCUUAGACCAUAUUCUCAACCCCCUGACGUGACCCACAAUACCGCACAGUCAAGAAGAAUGACGCCAGCCGACCGAGUCAACCGAUACAACCAGAGUCGACAGUCGUCUGAAGAUGGCAUGGGCACAGUAAGCGGCACAGGCCGCUGGAAGGUAUCGGCCAAGAUCCAGCAGCUGCUGAACACGCUGAAGCGCCCGAAGCGCCGGCCGCUGCCCGAGUUCUACGAGGACGACGAUAUCGAGCUGGAGAUCGCCGCCAACCCCAAGGACCCGAACGCCCCCAAGCCCGAGGGCGGCACCAUGACGCCGGCCCUCGGCGAGCAGCUGCAGGUGGCCAGUGGCUUGCCGCGCAACUUGGAGGCGGCCAUCCACCGCUAUGGAUCGGCCACCUACAAGGCGCCCGUUGCCACUGUGCUCGACCCUAACGGCAAGCUCAGCAUCACGCUCACUUAUGGCAAACUGUACAGCCGUUCGCAGAAGAUCGCCUACACCCUGCUGAACAAGACGUUCUCGAAGACGGGCGACUCGUGCCUGAAGUCUGGUGACCGCAUAGCGCUGGUCUACCCCAACAACGACCCCAUCAACUUCCUGUGUGCGUUCUACGGGUGCAUGUUGGCCGGCAUCGUCCCGGUGCCCAUUGAGGUGCCGCUCACGCGUCGCGACGCCGGAUCGCAGCAGAUCGGAUUCCUGUUGGGCAGUUGCGGGGUACAGGUCGCACUCACGUCCGACGCGUGUCUGAAAGGCUUGCCGAAGACGGCUGCCGGCGAGGUCGUUGCUUUCAAGGGCUGGCCGCGACUGCAGUGGUUCGUGACGGAGCACCUGGGCAAGACGCCGAAAGACUGGUCGCCGACGCCACGGCUCACGGACGACACGCCGGCCUACAUCGAGUACACGACCGACCGUGACGGCUCCGUGAUGGGCGUGACGGUGACACGCGCCGCCAUGUUGUCACACUGUCGCAUGCUCACGCAGGCCUGCAACUACACCGAGGGCGAGAACAUGGUGUGUGUGCUCGACUUCAAGCGUGAGACGGGUCUCUGGCACAGUGUACUCACGUCGGUACUCAACGGCAUGCAUGUCGUCUAUAUACCCUAUGCGCUGAUGAAGGUGAACCCGGCCUCGUGGAUGCAGAUGAUCACGAAGCACCGGGCGAGCGUGGCGGUGGUGAAGUCGCGCGAUCUGCACUGGGGCCUGCUGGCCACCAAGGAUCACAAGGACAUCUCUCUGUCGUCUCUGCGCCUGCUGCUGGUCGGCGACGGCGCCAACCCCUGGUCGCUGUCCAGCUGCGACCAGUUCCUCAGCGUCUUCCAGGCCAAGGGCCUUAGGCCCGACGCCGUCUGUCCCUGCGCUAGCUCCAGCGAGUGUCUCACUGUCUCUGUCAGAAGGCCGGGCAGAGGCGGCGUGAACGCGACGGGUCGCGGUGUGCUGUCGAUGUCUGGGUUGAGCUUCGGAGUGGUGCGAGUCGACCAGGAGAACUCGCUUACCUCGCUCACGCUGCAGGACUGCGGACAGGUGAUGCCCGGCUGUGUAAUCGUUGUCGUCAAGAUGGAGGGAGCGUCGUACGUGUGCAAGACGGACGAAGUGGGUGAGAUCUGUGUGAGUUCGGAAGCGACGGGCGCCCAAUACUGGGGCCUGCAGGGUCUCAGCAACACCACAUUCAAAGUGCAGCCACUGCUGGCUGAUGGCAAGCCGCUCAGUGACGCCCUCUACACACGCAGUGGCCUGCUGGGAUUCCUCGGACCUGGUGGUCUGGUGUUCGUGUGCGGGUCACGUGACGGCCUGAUGACGGUGACAGGUCGCAAGCACAACGCAGACGACAUCAUAGCGACGGUGCUGGCCGUCGAGCCGAUGAAGUUCAUCUACCGCGGUCGCAUCGCCGUCUUCAGCACACGCGUGCUCCGGGACGAACGCAUCUGCGUCAUAGCCGAGCAACGGCCUGAUUGCAGCGAGGAGGAGAGUUUCCAGUGGAUGUCGCGCGUACUACAGGCGGUGGACUCUAUCCACCAAGUGGGUCUCUACUGCCUGGCGCUGGUGCCACCAAACUACCUGCCCAAGACGCCGCUGGGCGGCAUCCACCUGUCAGAAUGCAAGCGCCGCUUUCUCGAGGGCACCCUGCACCCCGCCAACGUGCUCCUCUGCCCGCACACCUGCGUCACCAACCUUCCUAAGCCACGUGAGGUUCAUCCAGCUGGUGACUGUGUUACAGACAUAGGUCCGGCGUCGGUGAUGGUCGGCAACAUAGUGCAGGGCAAUCGACUGGCGUCGGCGCAGGGGCGUGAUAUCGGCAUCAUCGACGAGGAAUCUGACUCGGCUCGCAAGGGCGCGGUUCCGGUAACGAUCAGACCGCCACACCCGCAGAACCUGCAGACGACGCUGCCGACAGUGCGCAUGAUCGUGGACGUGAGUAAGUCGGUGCUGGUGCUGUCCAACCAGAACGUGAUCAAGCUGCUGCGGUCGAAGGAGGCCAGCAACGUGGUUGACAUCAAGUCGUGGCCGACCACGCUCGACACCGACGACAUGCCCAAGAAGAAGCUCACCGCCAUGUAUCGCGCGCCUACCGCUGAGAUGCUCGCCUAUCUCGAUUUCAGUGUGUCGACGACCGGCAUGCUGGCGGGCAUCAAGAUGUCGCACGCAGCUGUGACGUCACUGUGUCGCUCGAUGAAGCUGGCCUGCGAGCUGUACCCCUCGCGACACAUCGCCCUCUGUUUGGACCCCUACUGUGGCCUCGGCUUUGCGCUCUGGUGUCUCAGCAGCGUCUACUCCGGUCACCAUUCCAUCCUCAUUCCGCCCUCCGAAGUCGAGGUUAACCCCGCCCUCUGGCUAUCCGCUGUCAGCCAGUAUAGGGUGCGCGACACCUUCUGCUCAUACGGAGUGAUGGAGCUGUGCACAAAGGGCCUUGGCUCGUCGGUGAACCAGCUGAAGGCGCGCGGUGUGAGCCUGGCAUGCGUGCGCACAUGCGUGGUGGUGGCUGAAGAGAGACCGCGCAUCAACCUCUCCACCUCCUUCUCCAAACUGUUCUCGGCGCUCGGUCUCAGUCCGAGGGCCGUGUCCACCAGUUUCGGCUGUCGAGUCAACGUUGCCAUUUGCCUUCAGGGUGCAUCUAGUCCGGAGCCGUCGUGCGUGUACGUGGACCUACGUGCACUUCGCAACGACCGGGUGUCGCUGGUGGAGAGAGGGAGUCCACACUCGCUGUGUCUGCUCGAGUCGGGCAAGCUGUUGCCUGGAGUCAAGGUCAUCAUCGCCAACCCAGACACCAGGGGGCAGUGCGGCGACUCGCAUCUCGGCGAGAUCUGGGUGCAAGCGCCGCACAACGCGAGCGGCUACUUCUCGAUCUACGGCGAGGAAAGCGAGUACGGCGAGCACUUCAGCGCGCGGCUGGUGACGGGCAGCACGGGGGAGGUGUACGCGCGCACCGGCUACCUGGGUUUCCUGCGGCGGACGGAGGCCACCCAGCAGCUGCAGCAGUUGCCGCCCGGCGUCGUGGCGCCGACCGAGGUCACCGAUCUCAGCGAGAUCAACCAGCAGCCGCCCGGCUUUGGCGGGUCACAGGUGCUCGGCGAUUCCCCUGAAUUGCACGACGCUGUGUUUGUUGUGGGAGCCCUGGAUGAAACCGUUUUGCUGCGCGGCAUGAGAUAUCAUCCCAUUGACAUAGAGAACAGUGUCAUGCGCUGCCACAAGAAAAUAGCUGAAUGCGCGGUGUUCACAUGGACGAACCUGCUAGUGGUUGUGGUGGAACUGGACGGCCAGGAGAGCGAGGCUCUGGACGUGGUGCCUCUAGUGACGUCAGCAGUGCUGGAGGAACACCACCUCAUAGUGGGCGUGGCUGUGGUGGUGGACCCUGGUGUUGUGCCAAUCAACUCCCGCGGCGAAAAGCAACGCAUGCAUCUAAGAGAUGGUUUCCUUGCUGAUCAGUUGGAUCCCAUUUAUGUGGCCUACAAUAUGUGAACAAUUCGUCUAGACAUUGUUCUGUCGCUCUUCAUUACUUGGGUCUCGAUCUCAUCCAUGAUGCGUGCAACGUGUAAACAGCUAAUCUAUUGAUGCAUACCAUUGUUGUUUCGAUCUUAAAUAGCAAAUGAUGUGACAUUAGUAUGCUAGGAUUUGAUUUGAUCUACCAGGUUAUCGAAUUCAAAUUUGAGCAGAAGAACUGAUCAACUUAUUUACUCUAGGUCGCCUACAACGUAAAUGAACUAAAUUUGAGCAUAAGAGCUGAUUAACUUAUUCAAUCUAUGUUGCUUACAUCAUCAAUUUGCGAAUCAAAUUUGUUGCCUACAACAUGUGAGCUAAUUUUGAGCAGAUCUUCAUCAAGUUUUGGUCUUUGAGAGAAAAUAAUGUGAGAUUUUUAUGCUAGGAUUUGCUUUGAUCUACCAGGUUUUCUAAUUCGAAUUUGAACAGAAUAACUGAUCAACUUAUUUACUCUAGGUUGUCUACAACAUGUGAACUAAUUUUGAGCUGAUCUUAAUCAAGUUUUGGUCUUUGAGAGCAAAUUGUGUGAGAUUGUUAUGCUAGGAUUUGCUUUGAUCUACAAGGUUAUCAAAUUCAAAUUCGAGCAGAAGAACUGAUCAACUUAUUUACUCUAGGUUGCCUACAACAUAUGAACUAAAUUUGAGCAUAAGAGCUGAUUAACUUAUUUAAUCUAUGUUGCAUACAACAUCAACAUGUGAAUCAAAUUUGUGCAGAAGAGAUGAUCAACUUAUUUAAUAUGUAAUAUGUUGCUACAACAUGUGAUCUACUUAUGAAAACCGUUGAGGUUGCGGUCUCAUGAAAAGUCGAUAUUAACUUGAUUCCAUCAAUGUUGUCUACUAAGUGUGAAUAAAUCGAGGAGAUGCUGCGGUGACGUUCUAUUCUAUCUUUUCAUUAUUCUUUCGGUAUUUGCGGGCAAAUACUGUACUAUUAUUAUGCUAACGUUUGUUUUGUUUCACCAUCGUAUCAAGGGUAGAAUUGUAGGCUUCAUGGGGAUUAUCAUUUGUUAGGAUUUGAUUGGUCUACCAGGAUAAUUAGUUUGAGUAGAAGAGGCUUCAAGGGGAUGAGUUCUUGCCCUGUAGGCCUUCUGUUUGAUUCAUCUUGAAAAAUAAAAUAAGAAAUUUGAGACAAUACUCUAAGAGAAUUGUCAAAUUAGAGAAAUAUUUUAUGAGAAUGAUGGUGUCAAAAAGAAUUCGUAUUCAAGCAUUAGCUUCAUGGGGAUUGAGUGAUUUUUCAGUAGGGUUUGUGGCAAUAGAAUAUGAAAUUUUCUGAGAAGCAUAAUUUUCAUCUUUAGUCUAUUGACAUCAAUGUUGACGUACUUGGUACUUCAAAUAUUGAUAAAAAGUUUACAUCUCUUCCAGUUAUUUCAGCUAUUUUGAAGAGUUGCUUUGUUUUGCUAUUCAUUUAAAGAAAUUGUUGAUACUAUCUUUGUUGAACUAUUGGAAUUGUUCCAAGGUUUCAAACCAGUUCUAGGUUACAAGAUAAUAUUGUCAAGAUUCUUCUAUUCUUUAUUCAAAAUAAAUUAUUGUAAAGAUUCUUCUAGUAUUCAUGAAAAAGAAAGCAUUAUCAAACAAAAUUGAAUUGAAAUCAGUGAUUCAAAUUGAAUUUGGCUUCAAAUAAAUAUUGUACCGAAUAGAAUUCACGAUUUUUUGAAGCAAUGUGGUGGGUGUUCAAAAUAAUGAAUAGAACUUUUAUUUUGGUUGUCCAGUAAUGUUUUUCAAGAUGUAAUCUAUCAUAUAUAUAUAAUUUUAUAGAAAGUGUAACAUUUCAUUUGUGCAAUAGAUCUUGUACCUGUUCAAUUUCGGUUACAAUCAACUUCAAUAUCUUGAAAAUUCUUGUGAUAGUUGUGUAUCGUUUAUCAGAUUUAUAGUGCCGAUUUAAAUUAUUCUCAAAUUUAUAUAUUUUAUGUUGCUCACAAGUUAGGGUCAACACUCUUCCGACUAUUAAUUUAUUUAAAUAUUCAGCCUGUUUGAAGAACAAUCUACUCAGUCAUCUUGUAUUAGUUAAUGGAAAGUAUUCGUUUUAUUUUUCAACUUAGUUAUGUAUACUUCAUCUAUUAUGUAAGGUACCAUGAAAGUAGAUUUCAAACAGUAACAUGGAUAUUAUUGUAAGAGUACAUCAGUGUGCACAAUAAUUGAAUUCAUUGGUCGAUCUACUUUUGAGUAACAUAUUCAAUGUUUGGAAAUUAUAAGCACACGAUAAGGCUAUAUAUAUUCCAAAAAAUCUCUCAUAUAAACUUUAAUUGUGAGAAUCUAAAAAUAGAUUCGAUGUUUUGUAUAAAUAUUUCGUAAUAUUCUUGAAGUAAGUACAGGCUAGUCAUUCAAGAAACUGAGACAGAAGGUAGCUUUGUGUUUUUAACAUAAAUUUCGGUAGUUUGUAAAUAGUUGUUCGAUUAGUUGUCAUGUGCCAAUGCCGUGUUAAGAACCAGACUGGUCAAGUCACCAUCUUUAUUUUAAAAAUUAAGACCCUACCUGAAGUUAAUCUCACAUUUUUGUUACGAGUUCUUGAACUGUAUGACAUAUUUUACACGAUACUGCGUGGGGGUAGAUACCACUGAUUUGUGCACUUUGAAAAAAUUGAAUAUUUCUAUUACUAGCGUCAAGUAAUUUUGUCAUUGAAGUAUUAAGUUGUAAAUGUCUUAUUAUUGUUGUUUGUAUAUGUGAUUUUUAUAUAUAAAUAGAGUAUAUGUUCUUUCAUUUUUACAAUGAUAUGAUACUUAUCGUACUGUAAUUUGAAUCUACUAGAAUUUUUAUACUUAUUGUAUUUAGAACAAUGACUGGAUUUCCCAGUAUUAUUGAAUAUGCCAUAUUCCUUCACUAACUUGUUGUAAAUAAAAUCUCACUGUAAAUAUUUUAUUGUAUAAGAAAUUAUGUGUAUGAAUUCAUUAUAAAUAGAUUAUAAUAUUACUUAGUAAUGUUGAUGAUUGAUUAUGGUAAUGAUAAGGCUCAAACCACUUAGAGAAUUUCAAGAGUUAAAUUGUAUGAGCGAGUGUGAAUGACAAAUUUAUAGACAAAUUAAUUCACGUAGACUCAAUUAAAAAGAAAGCAAAUGUCAGCUUAAAUUAGACCAAAUCAUAAAUUUUGUUAGAUAUGAUUGUUUGUACAACAGAAUUUACAAAUAUUUGUAAAAUUGCAAUGCAUUAUUGAGGUUUAUAAUGGAAGUUAUACGAAUAAAUUCACAAUAGAGCCAUUCUCAAUCUUAUAUUAAUAUUAUGGAUCCAUAUUAUAAUAUAAAAUUUUCAAAAUACCAAUCUAUGUUUUUUCUGGUGUUUUAAGUUCAGGAAUGCAUUAUAAUCCCUGUAAUUUCCUAUAAAAUUACCUUGUUAUAAUUUGACUAAUCUUUUGAACAUUGUGGUAUUUUUUAUCUCCUUUCAAAGCUAGGUACUUUGAAGCCGAUCCAUGUUGCCAUUCUUUGUUGUGUUAUAUUUAUAUAUCUAUCCCUCUCUCUCUCGUAAUUAUUGAGAAGCAUCAAAGUAAAUUUGGAUAUUGUUGAAUUUACGAAAUAAAAAACAAACACACAGUAAUGUUUGUGGCUUACACUAUGAUAUGAGAUCACAUUUUUAUUAAAUAUGAAAAAUCUAGAUGACAAUACUAAAAGGCUAUUAUAAUAUGAAAAUAAAAAUUGAGUACUGUACUUUCUUUACAGCAUGACAAAUUAUAUAAUCCGCAUUUAAAUAAGUAAUCGAAAAUAAAAAUAGUUUUUAUUCAAUA
Messenger RNA from Nilaparvata lugens (brown planthopper), 9896 nucleotides. It is a transcript of the gene DIP2, whose product is annotated as disco-interacting protein 2. Lineage: Eukaryota; Metazoa; Arthropoda; Insecta; Hemiptera; Delphacidae. The transcript has 23 exons. The coding region runs from base 139 to 6171 and encodes 2010 amino acids. The record is from RefSeq and is a predicted model, not a curated record.